Polychytrium aggregatum is the source of this 540-nucleotide messenger RNA. RefSeq lists its product as uncharacterized. NCBI's taxonomy places the organism in Eukaryota, Fungi, Chytridiomycota, Chytridiomycetes, Polychytriales. The transcript is spliced from 3 exons. The annotation marks the transcript as partial. The record is from RefSeq and is a predicted model, not a curated record.
CAAAUCAACAGAGUCAUGUUCCAGGAGUGGUUCCCAUUUGAGUCGGGAGAGUAUCGGGCUUGGUGGUCUUGGUGUCGCGAGCGAUGCUCGAGUGGAUCGAUAGAGACAGGAAUGGUCUCGGAUGUGCCAUGGAUGGGCAAGGAUGUCUUGAGGCGUCGAUAGUGACGUGCGACGCGUAGUAAUCGCGGAAUGCGAUGGAUAGGAUGGUUUGUGCCGGAUGAUAGCAGGUAAUAUAGGUAAUAUAGGCAAUGUAGGUAAUGAUAGUAUAGGCCGUAGAAGAGGCAGUAUGGAGUAGGCAGUGGGCAAUGGGCCAGAGGACGAAGGCCAGGAUGAGCAUGAUUGCGAUUGUCAUUUUUGGUUUCUGCGAAUGGAACGUGCAGAGUUACGGUCUUGAGUGUUGCUGCUGCCCAACUGCCUGGAGAGCAAUCAGCACCAUCAGAACGAGCCGAAUUUAUGGGCCAGGAAUCCCGCCAAAAGCGCCAAAGCCAACCCGCCAAAACCCGCCACCAAUCACUCCUGUAGGAUGUGCUCUUCCCGCCA